This is a messenger RNA of Sphaerodactylus townsendi, 2622 nucleotides long. RefSeq names its product WD repeat containing, antisense to TP73 (gene WRAP73). The record is from RefSeq and is a predicted model, not a curated record. Gene Ontology annotation, molecular function: protein binding. The transcript has 12 exons. Gene Ontology annotation, cellular component: mitotic spindle; MWP complex; microtubule organizing center. Gene Ontology annotation, biological process: mitotic sister chromatid segregation; protein localization to mitotic spindle pole body; microtubule anchoring at mitotic spindle pole body. Bases 943 to 2298 code for a protein of 451 amino acids. NCBI's taxonomy places the organism in Eukaryota, Metazoa, Chordata, Lepidosauria, Squamata, Sphaerodactylidae.
GCGGCGGUUGAGUGGCAGGCGCCUUGGAAGCCGGCGGGAGGAUCUCGCCUCUGGCGGCAGCUGAGCCCGCCGUUUCUUCCCGCCCAACCGAGACCCACCGGGGUGGGGGGCGUGGGGGGCGUGGAGGGGGGGGCGGGGGCUUUAUUGUCCCGGGUGGUGGGGGGCGAAGGAAGAAGAGAGAGAAAGAGAAGUGGCAAAUAGCUUCGCCCUGCUGGAGAAGGAGGAGGGCCAUUUAUCCCCCCCCCCCCAAUUAUACUCUUAAGUCUUAAGGGGAAACAGCUCAUUUUUGGGAGGAGGGGGUGUCUGAUUCUGAAAUUGGGUCUCCCCAUUCUUACAGCUCCCCCUGAUCUAUUGAAUAUGUUUUCCAAACUGGGGGUGAAGUUGUCCCUUUUCCUAGAAGAAUCACCUCUCCCCCCUCCCCUUUUAAGGAAGUGAAUAUAUUAUGCUCCCAUCUAUAUAUUAAGAGGAGGUAUCAAUUUCUUCUUUUUAUUACAGUAGUGAAUCUAGUAUGCUCCCAUGCAAAUAUAUGUACAAAGAGGAAGCAGGCUUUUUCUUUUUUUGAGUAGUGUACAUAGUAUACCCCCAUAUGUAUAUUAAGGGGAAGUGGGGUCAUUUUUCUGAAAGUUGGGCAUAUAAUAUGGUCCCCUAUAUAUAUUAAGGGGAAGAGGGCUAUCUCUAAAAGGUUUUCUCGGGCUUGUUUCCUUUAGCUUUCUCAGCACAGACUGCUGGUGCUGGGUCUUGGGAGGGUAACUUUGAUUGCAAACAGUCACACCUGUUGCCUCCUGCCUCCCCCCCCCCCAAAAAAAGACCAGGUGAUGGGGCCAGGCAACGGGAAGCCAAUGCACACCUGCACAUUUGUGACUCUGGCUCGGACUUUCCUGUUUGACUGAACUGGGCAGCGCCUUCCCCUCUUCCCCCAUCCCCUCCUGUCAUUCGGGCAGCAUGAAUUUUUCAGAGUGUUUUAAACUCUCCAGCCAGCUAUGCAAGUUUUCUCCGGAUGGAAAGUUCCUGGCCUCAGGCGUGCAGUACCGUUUGGUGGUCCGCAGCACAAACACGCUUCAAAUUCUGCAGCUCUUCACCUGCCUGGAUCAAAUCCAGCACAUCGAGUGGUCUUCGGAUUCGCUGUUUAUAUUAUGUGCAAUGUACAAGCGUGGGAUUGUGCAGGUCUGGUCCUUGGAGCAACCCGACUGGCACUGCAAGGUCGAUGAAGGCUCAGCGGGACUGGUGGCUUCUUGCUGGAGUCCGGACGGCCGUCACAUUCUCAACACCACCGAAUUCCACCUGCGGAUAACUGUCUGGUCCUUGUGUACCAAAUCUGUGUCUUAUAUCAAAUAUCCAAAGGCCUGUCAGCAGGGAAUAGCAUUCACGAAAGAUGGCCGCUAUAUGGCUCUGGCAGAGCGGAGAGACUGUAAGGAUUACAUCAGCCUCUUUGUCUGCAGCGAUUGGCAGCUUCUGAGGCAUUUCGACACUGAGACACAAGACAUAGCUGGAAUUGAAUGGGCCCCUAAUGGUUGUGUGCUGGCUGUGUGGGACACCUGCCUUGAGUAUAAAAUCUUGCUGUAUUCCCUCGACGGCCGUCUGCUGUCCACGUACCGGGCCUAUGAAUGGUCACUUGGCAUUAAAUCUGUCUCCUGGAGCCCUAGCAGCCAAUUCUUGGCAAUCGGCAGUUAUGAUGAAAAGGUGCGCAUUCUGAACCACGUGACUUGGAAAAAAAUUGCAGAUUUUGAGCAUCCCGUAACGGUUGCUAGCCCAAAGACAGUCGUGUAUAAAGAAACAGAAAAGUCGCCAGCGGUGGAAAUGGACAAACUUCUUUUCCCUCCUUCCAAGACAGAGGCAAGCUCUCUCUUCAGCACAAAGAGUAAAUAUGAAAUCACUCCGCUCCCUGUUUCUUUGCAUAAUGUCAAACCAGCAGCCGAUCGAGCAAAUCCUAGAAUUGGAGUUGGAAUGCUGGCUUUCAGCUCAGAUAACUGUUUCCUGGCAACCAGAAAUGAUAACAUCCCUAAUGCUGUCUGGAUCUGGGACAUGCAACAGAUGAAACUGUUUGUGGUCUUGGAGCAGCUGUGUACCGUUCAACUAUUUCAGUGGGAUCCCCAGCAGUCUCGACUUGCCAUAUGCACUGCAAAUAGCAGAGUAUAUCUAUGGUCCCCGGCCGGAUGUGUGUCUGUACAGGUGCCAAUGGAAGGUGACUUCCAGGUGAUUUCUCUGUGCUGGCACUCCAGUGGGAAUUCUUUGGCUCUCAUGAGUAAGGAAAAUUUCUGCUUGUGUUACUUGGAAAGCGAGGCAGAAGAGGUGAAAUAGCAGCACCAAAAGAAAGCUCAAAGCAAAAAUGGGAACUUGACGAAUGGAUUUGGCAGUGCUCUGUGGGAGGAAGCUCCUGAUGGGUUUGUGGUGAACUCUGUUUAGCACGGGAAAAUGGUGUAAUUUAAACUUCUGUAUAGAUGUGGCAGCACUAAUCAGUUGCUAUGUGAUAGGCUUUCUUUAAAUGAACGGGGCCAGGCAGACUAAAAAGUAGCAAAUUGAUCUUCAGCUUUGAGACCACUGGGUUUUAAUACAGUGUAUUUUUUUGAGUAUAUAAAUUAUUUAGUUGUCCUGAAAUGUCAAUAAACAAUUUGAUUAUGUAAA